AUGUGGAGUCAGUUAAGAGUUGGGGCACACCAGUCGCCGGAGUCGCAAUGGCGUUAUAAAUUAAGCGGUUAUGCUCAGGCGCAGCUCAGACUGACACAAAUAAUGGCUAGCCACAGAGCUCUGAUGAUCUGCUGCUCGCUGAGCGCCUUCCUGUGCUCCAGCCUGGUGGCCUCUGCGCCAGCGGACGUGAACUGCACGAGGCGGCAGGACUUCAAUGCUGUCAGGGGCUGCUGCAGCAUUCCCACCUUCCACUUUGAGGCCUUUGGCAAGCAGUGCGGCAGAUACAUGCCCGACGGUGGACCCCGCGUGUCGCCCUGCCUCUACGACUGCAUCUUCAAUGCAACCAAAAUUCUGAACGGAUCGGAGUUGGAUGUGGCAAAUGCACGCAGCAUGCUGCAGCGGCUGCUGGGCAACAAUCAGGACUUUCUGGACGUCUACUUGGAUGGCAUGCUGCAGUGUCCUGGUGCCGUGGAGGCAAUGAUGCGUGCCAGAAGGCCGCGUCCGGUGGCCGGUGUGGAGCAGUGCUCCCCGGUGCCCCUCUACUAUGGCAUCUGCACCACCAGAUAUGUGUUCAACUAUUGUCCUUCGUCCAGCUGGUCGUACACGGAGCUGUGCGAGACGGCUCGCCUGCAGGAUCUCAAUUGCCCAACCAUGCGUGCAUCGCGUGGUGCCAGACCCAUUUGA
Messenger RNA from Drosophila obscura, 684 nucleotides. RefSeq lists its product as uncharacterized. The record is from RefSeq and is a predicted model, not a curated record. The transcript is spliced from 4 exons. Bases 1 to 684 code for a protein of 227 amino acids. Lineage: Eukaryota; Metazoa; Arthropoda; Insecta; Diptera; Drosophilidae.